UAAUUGUUGGCAAGUGUUUCUUGCAUUCAAGCCAGUUUAUUUUUUACCACCGCGGUGUUUGGUGGCGCUACAAAGCAGGCACGACCAGUAAGUCAGAAUCAGCUGUUAUGUAUGCAUCGCUGUAAAUAGUGUUUUGAUUACCUAAAAAAUAAUAAAGACUUAAAUAAUGGGAUUGAGGCUAGUUUAUAGCCUAGUUCGUCCAGCGAAUUUUGCAAGAGUUUGGAGCACAACAAACUGCCAACGAAUCCACGCAGUCUGGGCUAAGAAGGAUAUUGAUCUGGAGUACAGAUUUUCACCUGUCUCUCUGUAUUCUAGUGAUGUACCUAAGAAAUGUUGGCAGUGCAAUUUUCCUUUCAAGUCUGAAGUAUUCUGUAAAAAAUGUGAAACAGUCCUGAAACCCCCAGAAGAGUUUGAUUAUUUUGAGAUUCUGGGAAUCGAAAGGAAAUUUGAUUUGGAUAUGACUGAUGUUAGGCAAAAAUAUAAACAGCUCCAAAAUAAACUGCAUCCUGAUAAGUUAUUAAAUAAACCGGAGAAAGAACAGCAAUACUUGAAAGAUAUGUCAGGAUUAGUAAGUAAUGCUUAUUAUACACUAUUAAACCCGUUACACAGAGGGAUUUAUUUAUUAGAAUUGAACAAUUUAUCCGUACCAGAAGAAACUGUUUCUAUAGAGCCGGAGUUUAUCAUGGAAAUAAUGGAAAGAAAUGAAGCGAUUGACGAUGCUGGGACUGAUAAAGAUAAAAUAAUUAAAAUUAUAAAAGAAAACCGCGAAAUACUUGCUACUUUAACAAACCAAUUGUCUGAAGCCUUCAAAACAAACGAUAUCGACAAAGUACGUUAUUUUUUGGUAAAAAUGAAGUAUUUCACCAGCAUAGAUGACAGAUUAAAAGAAAUAAAAGAUAAUUUAGGUAUCGUAACUUAAAAAUAUGAAUAAUUGUUAAUGAUUUUAUAUGAAUAUU
This is a messenger RNA of Cotesia glomerata, 956 nucleotides long. RefSeq names its product iron-sulfur cluster co-chaperone protein HscB (gene Hsc20). Gene Ontology annotation, molecular function: ATPase activator activity; protein-folding chaperone binding. Gene Ontology annotation, cellular component: mitochondrion. Gene Ontology annotation, biological process: [2Fe-2S] cluster assembly; protein complex oligomerization. The coding region runs from base 167 to 919 and encodes 250 amino acids. NCBI's taxonomy places the organism in Eukaryota, Metazoa, Arthropoda, Insecta, Hymenoptera, Braconidae. The record is from RefSeq and is a predicted model, not a curated record. The transcript has 4 exons.